AUGCGCGCAACAAACGCUUCUUCCAACAAGAGGCGAAAGGUUUUCUCUGUUGAAGCCAAGAGCCGGAUCAAGAAACACGGUGCCGACUUUGUGAAGUUUAUCAAUAAGGAGACCAAUACACGGAUUCCUCGAAUUGGCGUCGAUAUGUUGAAGAAAGAUAUCUCUCCAGAUCUUGCAGGCGUUCUUCCCUGGAUGAGUUCUUCGUCGGCUCUCCAGAGACAGAGCACCCAAACUUACCCAAGGAUGAUUCUCAAAGCACUCGACAAUUUACAGCGCGAUGUCAGGACUUACGAAGACCUGGUCAAACAAGACAACAAGAUCCGACCACCUGACUGGAUGCGCUGGCAACAAGAUACCAAAGACCUGGAGGAGAUGAGCAAGCACGGUCUUGCGAUGGCUUCAGAGAUGAUCAAUCAUUUUAUUAUGCCUGAUUUACACGGACUUCCUCCCAAGCCUUCUGAGGGCGCCGGCGGGGUUGAGCAUGUAGCAUGGGAUCUGAUUGAGGAGGUUCUACCAAAGAUGUCUGAUGAUAUAUGGGGAAAGAUUGCGCAGGGUCAUCUGAAGGUGUUUACUGAGGUCUUGAAAGCACUAUCAGCUGAAGAGGAAGAACCACAUCCGAGGGCUGCAAAAAGUGCGAGGGCUAGCGCAUCGCUUAACCCACAGGCCACAAUUUUCCCACGGAAAGUUGGAUAUCGGUGGUUCUUUCUCUUUUCUGAAAAUCUUCGACCUCCUACUAACCACCAGGACCUCGACCAAGCCGCCAAGAUGGGUGCCCUCAAGUACGUCGAAGAGCUUCAGAAGAAGAAGCAGUCGGAUGUCGUUGCCUUCCUCCUCCGAGUUCGCUGCUGGGAACUCCGUCAAUUGAACGUCAUCCACCGCGCCUCUCGCCCCUCCCGUCUGGACAAGGCUCGCCGUCUCGGAUACAAGGCCAAGCAGGGCUAUGUUAUCUACCGUGUCCGUGUCCGCCGUGGUGGCCGCAAGCGCCCUGCUCCUAAGGGUGCCACCUAUGGCAAGCCCACCAACCAGGGUAUCAACCAGCUGAAGUACCAGCGAUCCCUCAAGGCUACCGCUGAGGAGCGUGUCGGCCGCCGCUGCGCUAACCUCCGAGUCCUCAACUCCUACUGGAUCAACCAGGACUCUACCUACAAGUACUACGAGGUCAUCCUCGUCGACCCUCAGCACAAGGCCAUCCGCAUCGACCCCCGCAUCAACUGGAUCGUCAACCCCGUCCACAAGCACCGCGAGUCUCGUGGUCUCACCGCCACCGGCAAGAAGUCCCGUGGUCUCAACAAGGGCCACCGCUACAACAAGACCCAGGCUGGCCGCAGAAAGACCUGGAAGCGCCACAACACCCUGUCCCUGUGGCGAUACCGAUAAACAGCUCGCCCCCUGCUUCGGGAGGAGCUGGCUUUGUUAUUCGCAACGCGGCUGUUCGGUUGUACAUGCGAUUUGGGAGGGUCUGGUUUUGGCACUGCAUGCUUGGACUCUGGGGAGUCGGGAACCUUAUUUGGUAGCACAAAAAAUGGAAUCAAAAGCAAUUCCAAUUUCAUGAUCAAGAUUAAGAAUAUGGUUUCCCGAAUUUUGCCUACCGAUUUGUGAUUGGUGCUGUGCCGUGAUUCAUGA
Fusarium odoratissimum NRRL 54006 is the source of this 1623-nucleotide messenger RNA. RefSeq lists its product as uncharacterized. Gene Ontology annotation, molecular function: structural constituent of ribosome; RNA binding. NCBI's taxonomy places the organism in Eukaryota, Fungi, Ascomycota, Sordariomycetes, Hypocreales, Nectriaceae. Gene Ontology annotation, cellular component: cytosolic large ribosomal subunit; ribosome. The record is from RefSeq and is a predicted model, not a curated record. The coding region runs from base 1 to 1377 and encodes 458 amino acids. Gene Ontology annotation, biological process: cytoplasmic translation. The transcript is spliced from 6 exons.